Messenger RNA from Pelagomonas calceolata, 2321 nucleotides. The record is from the annotation of a GenBank genome assembly. Lineage: Eukaryota; Pelagophyceae; Pelagomonadales; Pelagomonadaceae.
GCAGCUUUUAAGCCGCGCGCGCUGCUCUAGGCGAGCAAGCGGUGCUCUAACCGACGCUGAGAGAGCUCGCAGCAAAGCUGUCACAGCGCAGAAGCAGCGACGUUCGCUCUCAGCCCGCGCCACCCUCCGGUUGGCGACCAGUCCUUCAAACCAAAAAGAGGCUAAGCAGCCAGAUGUACGUCGACAAGGGCGUCCUCGUCGCCAGCGCGAGCGCGCGCCGCCGCGUCGUCGUCGUCGGCAGCAGCGGCGGCUCGACGGUGCAAUUCCCGGCCCCGGUCGAGUUCCUCGAGGCCCUCUCGCAGCAGCUCGCGCGCAUCAGCCAGGGCGCCGCGGUCGUCGCGGCGCAGUUCGUCUGCUGCGAGGUGGCCUUGGACGACGCGACGCCGCGGUCUCCGGCAUCCUUGUGGAUUGUGGAUGCAUCUGUAAGUCCCGAGCCCAAGUGCGUCUUGCGGGCCGAGUUGGUAGCGGUGAACCGGCGCGCCAGAGAACUGGACGCGGCUCUCGCAAGAUCCGUACCAGGGUUCGACGCCGUCGUCGCGCUGUCCGCGGACGCGCGCGCCGGCGGCGCGAACGGCGACGUGCUACGGGCCGCGGGCGCCUCAGGUCUACCCGUCGCCGGCACGGGCGGCUCCGGUCUCAGUGUGGCGGCGCAGCAGUACGGCUGCCGGCUGUGUGGCAACGCGGGCGGUUCGGUCGCGACGUCGAACCGAACCAAGGCGAUCGGCAUCGCCGCGUCGCUGGCCGGAGCCUGGCACGAGCACUACACGCCCGCUACGUUUGAUGCCAAGACGGCUCCGCACCUGCGAACCGUGGUCAAUGAACUACUACCAGCUUUAGUAGGUGUCGCGGUCGUCCGCCGCUUCGUAUCCCUGGAUACCGGUCUGGCCGCUCCGGCGGUCGGCGCCUUCUCGGCCAUUCGCUACGCGGGCGGCGAUUUGGGUCCCGUCGCGGCGCUCGCGGGCGGCAUCCUGGGAGCGUUAUGUGCUGGAAGUCCAGCGGCCGCUUUACUCGCUUCCAUAGCGUACGCCUUCGCGGCGCCGCACGCGCUGGCGCUGUGCGCGCGGGGCCGGGCCCCGGCGACGGCGGCGAAUUUUGUGGUCGCCGGUGGGCUCCCCGUCGUGCUCGGCGGGUUGUGGUGGUUACUUUUAGUAGGUCCCGUGGCGUGGCUCACCUCAUUAGGGAGACGGAUCAUCCGGCGAUUACUGGGAAACGCGAUCUUAAAUGCGGCCGCCGCGGCCGGCGUGCAGUACGGCGCGCGGCGCGGCUGGUACCAUAUUUAUAUCUUACCGCUGAUCUGCCUUGAGCAUGAGCGCGGCGAGCUCGCUUGUCUCGGCGCUCUAGACGCUUUGGCACUCGUUUGUGUGGGUUGCGGCGCGUGCGCGGCGCAACUAGCCCAGCCGCGGCCGCGGCCCACGAAGCGCGAGGCCGACGCGGACCAGGCGCUGGCGCUGCGCGGGUUGCUGGUGGGCGGGUGCUGCGGAGAUUAUGUCGAGGCCUGCCACCCGUUCCUGGCGCGGGAUCCCAUUCUCGACGGCGCGACGUAUGCUGGAAGUGUGUUAGCUGCGUUAGUUUCCGCGGGCUCGGCGUCGUCGGCGUACCUGCCCGUGCCGCUUUCAUUUUUAGCGGCGGAGCGGCCGGGCCGCUUCCUAUUUGGGGUGUUUGUGGCGUUCGGCGUGCCCUUCGCCGCGGGCUGCGUGUCGAACAUGAAGGCGGCGCGCGAGAAUCCCGCUGGUGUUGUGCGGCGCGGGUCGGCGUCUGCGGCGGCGGGCGUCGCGGCGGGCGUGGAAUCGAAGACGCACUAGUUAGCUACACAUAUAAGUUACUCAACAACGUAGUCCGGAUUAAUGAGCGUGACUUCCUCGUCCUUGUGCAUUGGGUACAUGAGGAACAUCUGCUUGUACGCUAAUACUUUGUCCCGCUUGAGGAGCUUGAGCAUGGCGGCGAGGGUGUCGCCUGCGCGCGUCGGCGGCGUCAGUGCGGCGGCGGCGUGGCGGACGCGGUCCCAUUGCAGUGAUGCUUCUCGCCCUCCUCGACGAGCGCGUUGUACGAGCACUUCAGGUCGGGCUGUUGCUUCAUGAAUUCGAGGAUCCAUCGCUUGUGCGCCAGCGACGCGGCUUUGGCUUCGUCCGCCAUUCGUUGUUGGGCAGCUGUGUGAUCGCUACGCGCGGUGCAGCUUUGGCCGGUCUCUGUGGUUGAGCUGUAUGAGAGGCUAUGAGCCACAGUGAUGCAAUGCGCUGUCCUGAGAUGAUCGCUGGGCUGCAGGCGUCGAGUGCACAAGAGCUGCGCGCCGGAGACGGCUGAAAAUGCCUGCUGCGGGUUCG